Molecule: messenger RNA, 2289 nt
Organism: Acanthosepion pharaonis
Lineage: Eukaryota; Metazoa; Mollusca; Cephalopoda; Sepiida; Sepiidae
Source: the annotation of a GenBank genome assembly
AUGCUGACAAAAAACGAAAACAUACGGCAUUUCCAUCGCAAACGAUAUCUAUCUUGGGCUUCAAAACUAACAUUUUGUAUUCGCAUUUUAUCUGUUAUUUUCCGCCUUUUUUUUCCAUUUUUGGACGAGUUCAAUUUCUCUUUCUCUCGCUCGCUCUCUUUCUCUCUCUUUUUUUUAUUCUGUCUCUCUCUCUUUUUUAUUGUCUCUCGCUCUUUUUUUAUUCUGUCUCUCUCUCUUUUUUUUAUUCUGUCUCUCUCUUUUUUUUAUUUUGUCUGUCUCUCUUUUUUUAUUCUGUCUCUCUCUCUCUUUUUAUUCUGUCUCUCUUUUUUAUUCUGUCUCUUUUUUUUAUUCUGUCUCUCUCUUUUUAUUCUGUCUCUCUCUCUCUUUUUAUUCUGUCUCUCUCUCUCUUUUUAUUCUGUCUCUCUCUCUCUUUUUAUUCUGUCUCUCUCUCUCUUUUUAUUCUGUCUCUCUCGCUCUUUUUAUUCUGUCUCUCUCUCUCUUUUUUUUUCUCUCUCUCUCUCUUUUUUAUUCUGUCUCUCUCUCUUUUUUUAUUCUGUCUCUCUCUCUUUUUUUAUUCUGUCUCUCUCUCUUUUUUUAUUCUGUCUCUCUCUCUUUUUUUAUUCUGUCUCUCUCUCUCUUUUUAUUCUGUCUCUCUCUCUUUUUUUAUUCUGUCUCUCUCUCUCUUUUUAUUCUGUCUCUCUCUCUCUUUUUAUUCUGUCUCUCUCGCUUUUUUUAUUCUGUCUCUCUCUCUCUUUUUAUUCUGUCUCUCUCUCUUUUUUUAUUCUGUCUCUCUCUCUUUUUAUAUUCUGUCUCUCUCUCUUUUUAUUCUGUCUCUCUCUUUUUUUUAUUCUGUCUCUCUCUCUUUUUAUUCUCUCUCUUUUUUUAUUCUCUCUCUCUCUCCUUUUUUAUUCUCUCUCUCUCUCCUUAUAUCUAAUAUACACACACACACAUACUGCAGUUUCUUAUUAUUGGUCUCUGUUUUUUUUCUCUCUCCCCCUUCCGUUGAAAUUUUCGUUUUUCUUCUUCCUUUUCUGUUCUUCUUCUUUUCUUUUUCUUUCUUUUUUUCUUUUUCUUCUUCUUUCUGUUUUUCUUCUUUCUGUUUUUUUCUUAAAAAAAAAAAUUUCAUUUUUUUCUUUUCUUUCUUCUUCUUUCUGUUUCUUUCUUUUUCUUUCUUCUUCUUUUCUUUCUUCUUUUUUCUUUCUUCUGGUUUCUUUUUCUUUUCUUAAAUUUUUUCUUUCUUUUUUUCUUUCUUCUUUAUUUUCUUCUUUCUGUUUCUUCUUUCUUUUCUUCUUCUUCUUUCUUUCUUCUAAGGAGUUUCUGAAAAAAUUAUUUCUUCUUCUUCUUUUUUUUUUCUUCUUUUUUUCUCUUUCUUCUUUCUUUUCUUUCUUUUUUAAAAGAAUUUUUUCUUUUCUUUCUUUUUUUUCUUCUUCUUCUUCUUCUUUUUUUCUUCUUUUUUUUUUCUUCUUUUUUCUUUUCUUUUCUUCUUUUUUUCUUUUCUUUCAGCAUUUCUUUUCUUCCUUUUUCUUUCUUUUUCUUCUUUAUUUCCUUCUUCUUUCUUCCUUCUUUUCUUUCUUUCUUUUUUUUCUUUCUUUUUUUUUUUUUCUUUUUUUCUUCUUCUUUCUUCUUUCUUAUUCCUUUGUUUCUUCUUUUUUUUUCUCUUUCUUCUUCUUUUUCUUUUUUCUUCUUUUUCCUUUUCUUUUUCUUUUUUCUUCUUCUUUUUCCUUCUCUUUUUCUUUUUCUUUUUUCUUUUUUCUUUCUUUUCUUUCUUUCUUUCUUUCUUUUCUUUUUCUUUCUUUCUUUCUUUCUUUUUUUUCUUUUUUUUCUUUUUUUUUUUCUUUCUUUUCUUUUUUUUUCUUUUCUUUCUUCUUCUUCUUUUUUUUUUUUCUUCUUUCUUUUUUCUUCUUCUUUUCUUCUUUCUUUUUCUUCUUAAUUCUUUCUUUCUUUUCUUUUUCUUUCUUUCUUCUUUUUUCUUUCUUCUUUUUCUUUUUUCUUCUUCUUUUUCUUUUUCUUCUUUCUUCUUCAAAAUUUCUUUCUUUCUUCUUCUUUCUUUUUCUUUUCUUUUUUCUUUCUUUUUUCUUUCUUCUUUCUUCUUUUUCUUUUCUUUCUUCUUUCUUUCUUUCUUCUUCAAAUUUUUCUUCUUCUUCUUUCUUUCUUUUUUUCUUUUCUUUCAAAAAAAUUUCUUCUUUCUUUCUUUCUUUCUUUCUUCUUCUUUCUUCUUUUUUCUUUUCUUCUUCUUUCUUUUUUUUUUCUUUCUUCUUUCUUUCUUUCUUUCUUUCUUCUUUUUUUUGA